This is a messenger RNA of Hypomesus transpacificus, 2219 nucleotides long. RefSeq names its product E3 ubiquitin-protein ligase RNF128-like. Bases 1 to 1092 code for a protein of 363 amino acids. The transcript has a single exon. The record is from RefSeq and is a predicted model, not a curated record. Gene Ontology annotation, cellular component: cytoplasm; nucleoplasm. NCBI's taxonomy places the organism in Eukaryota, Metazoa, Chordata, Actinopteri, Osmeriformes, Osmeridae.
AUGGGUAAGAAGCCAGAGGUUUAUCUCUUCUCUCUGGUCUUGUUGUCGGGGCUUCUUCAGUGCUCAGGGGUCUUCAUGUUCUGGACGGCCUAUGUGGAAGUCUCCUACUUGGACAUCAUGGGCAACCAGACCGGCAAUCACCUUUGCGAGUGUGGGUUGUACGGUCGCGAUUCUCCCCGGCUUGCGGCUUCAGGCAUUGUUGUCCUGCCCGCCUCUGACCCUCUCGGCUGUGGAAGUGACCCCGUCUACAGCCACAACAACUCCGUGCCCUGGAUUGCCCUGAUCAAAAGGGGAAACUGUAGCUUCAGUGACAAGAUCAAUGCUGCCAAGCGUCAGGGGGCAGACGGUGUUGUGAUCUAUAACCUGGAUCUCACAGGAAACAUUGACAUGGCACACCAAGAAGCCCAAGGCAUUGUGGCCAUCAUGAUUGGCAACGCUAUGGGCAUGGAGUUAGUCAACCUUGUGCAGAGUGGCGUUGAGGUAACGAUGGUUAUCGAGGUCGGUAAACUUUACAAACUCUGGGUUCUGGACACCUGUACACUGUACUUCUUGUCCAUCUCCUUCUUUGUAGUAUUGGCAGCUUCCAUUGGCUACUUUAUCUUUGUCUCUGGCCAAAGACUCCGCAUCCUCCGGGGGCAGGAAAACACAGAGUCACGGCUCAAGUCUGAGGCAAAGAAAGCCAUUGGUCGGUUAGAAGUGCGCACGUUGAAACGAGACGACGAAGAGACCAGGUCCGACUCCCACACCUGUGCCGUGUGCAUUGACUCGUACAAGCCGGGAGAGGUGGUGACUGUUCUCACCUGUGGACACUUCUACCACAAGGCGUGCAUCGAGCCCUGGCUGCUGGAGAAGAGGACCUGUCCCAUGUGCAAGUGUGACAUCCUGAAGGCUCUGGGCGUGGAUGCUGAGGAGGAGAAGGACGGUUCACCCAACUCUCCACCAGAUGUCACCGUGGUGACGGUGUCAGGAGAAGAGCUGCUGACAGACACGCCGACCCCGGAACUUGAGAGGCACCAGGACCCGCAUCACUAUGACAACGUGGCCUUCGAGGGAGACUCUCAGAUCAUGAACAAUAUGGCUGCCAGAGGAUGAGCAAGCGGAGUCUGUUUAUUCACAACGCAACACUGUAUGUAUCACUGUGUCAGUAGUUUAAGGUCAAACUUGUGUGUUGACUAAAUGUGUGGUUGAACAGGACGGCAGAGCUUUUGUUAGGAUCAAAUGAACACCUAUGCUCUUUUGCACUGUGAAAUCAUGUCUCAAUUAAUAAAAAAUAAAAGUCCUUCCUGGACUGUACCAAACCAAAAUUUGAGGGGUUGGAUUUGGAUUCAGUUAUUGAGAACAGACUUUUGUCAACUUAAAUUUGUAAAGAAGUUUACUUUUUUGACCUGAGGCAAGAAGUAUGUCUUAACAAUAUGCAGUUAAACACAAUCUCAAGUUCUUAUAAUACUGAUAUAUUCUGCUGUGUAUUUUACUGUUUUAAUAAGCUAAUGCCAACCCCGUUAUCAAAAUAUGUGUAUUCAAAUUAGACUUCCAAUUAUGGUCUGACUUUAAAUGACAUUUAUUUAGAUGUAGGCUAAUUGCGCACUCAUUAUAACUUCCUUAAGCCUGACUUGCUGGACGAAUCAGGGACAACAUUGUGAAGAUUGUGUAUAUUUUGUCAGAUGACAUGUACUGGGGGUUAUGUAAAAUGAAUUGUUGUCCAAUCUGUUGCAUUGAGAGUACCCAUCUCAUGUCUGGAAGCUGAAGUCAGCACUAUACAACUCUGGUUAUGAUUUCCACAACAUAGAAACUUCACUGUAGUCUAAAAACAUUUGCAACAGUAUUACAUAAAUUAAUAUUAUCAUUUAUUUGAUCUUUGCCAGUUUGAAUUGCCGUUUCUUUAACAUCAAAUGAUGCCGGAUUUUUUGGCAUGGACUUUUUUAAAGGCAUUGACUUUAGCUAAAUGUAUUGCAGCUGAGGUAUGAUGUUUUACGUUAGACUGCCAAAUUGGCAUGUUAAGGAACUAAACAAAUGAACUUCUGUAACUCCUUUAAACUGAUCAAUAGGUGAAUCUCCUGUUCUAAAGUAUUUCAGGACCAGUUUUUCCAUCGUAUUGUGUUUCUGUGUAACUGUUUCCGUGUUAGAUAGCUCCUGCAUUGAUCAACUUCAUGUGAACAACAAAUUCUUUGGAAACUGGCUAGUUUUAGAUAAAGAUCGGCUUUCUUAUAUGUAAAUAUUAA